This is a messenger RNA of Chara braunii, 695 nucleotides long. NCBI's taxonomy places the organism in Eukaryota, Viridiplantae, Streptophyta, Charophyceae, Charales, Characeae. The record is from the annotation of a GenBank genome assembly.
GACAAAGCCUAUGUGGGAGGGGACCAAUGGGAGAAGGACAUAGGAGGAGUGCGAGGAACAACAUCGUCGGUGGCAGAGAGAUUUAUGUGGCUCGAAAGAGCCCACGCCCGUGGAGGACACUUUCGACACACGAGCGCCCACUUUGUGAGACUGCGACGGUACCCGAGAGAUGACAAUGACGACGAGGACUUUCCUCAGCGCACAGAUCUUGAUGUCAGGGAUGCGGGCGACAGUGGUGAUGGAGGGGACAGCGAUUGGAGCGACUCUGAAGAUGUUCACAGACACAGCGGUGAGAUGGAUGUUUUCGGGGACAGAGAGGGAGUGGAGGAUUUGUGGGGCGAGUAUGGCAGUCCAGUGGAGCGUGGGGAUUGCGAUCACACUGCGGACGUGGACCCUUCGUCGGGGCACGUGUUGGGGAUGACGGGACAAUCAGCAGGUGGGAGUGGGUUGCAAGGUGCACCAAGGGAGGGGGAGAGGCCGACAUCCUUCCUUGAUCGUGCUUCCACCGUCGCGGAAGGCGAUCACGUUGGGGGGAGUGCCACGAUGCAGAUAUUGGAGAGGGACCCCGAAGUGCAUGCUCGACGUCUGGUAUUGGACGGGCCACCUUCAGUUGCCCCGAGGGGUGGAUAACCCUGGCGGAGCAUUUGAGAGAGUUCGUGAGGGGGGGGGACACACGGCAGUGGGUGUGGUCCGUG